AUGAAUGAACCUUGGCUUCGAGAUGGAGAAAGAAAGUGCCAAAAUGGACCUCAACAGCAAGGUGUGUAUAAUAUUAUUGUUAGUAAUCUCAUGCUAGAUAAUGUUAAACAAUGGAAUAUGGAAUUAUUACGUGAUUUGUUUGAUUAUACAACAAUUGAAGAUAUUAUUCAAGUCCCGUUGGUGGAAGAAGUAACGGAAGAUAGAUUGGUAUGGAAAGAGGAGGAGAAUGGUUGCUAUAGUGUGAGAUCGGGGUAUCGUAUGUGGAGGAAUAUGCGGGGGAAAAGUGGUAAUUCGGAGGUGCCGAGAAUUUGGAGUAACGUUUGGGGCAUUAAGGCUCCUCCCAGAGUAAAACACCUUAUAUGGAGAAUUUGUCACGAUUGUCUUCCAACUAGAUCCCGUCUUCGUCAGCAUCAUGUUCAGUGUCCAGAUGUAAAGUCGUUUUUUGGUGACAUUUGCGAUAAAGAGGAUAGCAAUAUUGUCGGUAGAGUUGCAGUGAUGAUGGAUGUUAUAUGGAGAAAUAUAAAUGAUUUUAUUUGGAACGAUGAGAAGGAGGAGGCUUCAAAGCUUGGUUGGUUGGGUUUCCACAAGUGGCAGGAAUGGUUUGAAGCGCAAAAGCAUGUAGGUGUUGAUUCCGGGCAGCAUCACGAAAUUCAUUGGAUUCCUCCGCUUUCGGGUCAGAAUAAGUGUAAUGUGGACGCGGGUUUUAACAAUAUUUGUGGGACAUCAAACCGGGGUUGGUGUUUUCGGAAUAGCUCGGGUGAUUUUCUAGUUGCAGGAGUGGCGUGGGAUCCGGGGAAGCUUUCGAUCAUUGAAGCAGAAGCUAUAGCCCUUAAAGAGGCUAUUCAACAAGCAAUAACUAUGAACAUGGACCAAGUUAUUUUUGAGAGCGAUUCUCUUCGGGUGGUGCAAGCUGUUAAGGCCAAAAUCACAGGAGUGUCGGAGCUUUCUACUAUUAUUAAGCUUAUCCAGUCGCUUUUAGAUAAUUAUCCAAACUUUGAGGUUGGUUUUGUAAUGCGUCAAGUGAAUAUAGUUGCCCAUUGGUUAGUGAAGGCGGCCAAUUCUUGGGCUAGACGUAGUUGUUAG
Vicia villosa (hairy vetch) is the source of this 1083-nucleotide messenger RNA. RefSeq lists its product as uncharacterized. Gene Ontology annotation, molecular function: nucleic acid binding; RNA-DNA hybrid ribonuclease activity. The transcript has 2 exons. The record is from RefSeq and is a predicted model, not a curated record. Lineage: Eukaryota; Viridiplantae; Streptophyta; Magnoliopsida; Fabales; Fabaceae. Bases 1 to 1083 code for a protein of 360 amino acids.